Molecule: messenger RNA, 669 nt
Organism: Closterium sp. Naga37s-1
Lineage: Eukaryota; Viridiplantae; Streptophyta; Zygnematophyceae; Desmidiales; Closteriaceae
Source: the annotation of a GenBank genome assembly
AUGGGAAUCGGGGGAACCGGCAUGGGACGGAAGACGCGUGCAUGGAUGAAGGGGGUGCGCACGGCGAAGGGAAUGCAUGGGUGGGCGAGGGGCAACGAAGACGACUGGCCCCACGAGGACGAGGGCGGGGCAGGGCAUGAAGCAAUGGCAGAGCGGCGCAAAGAUGGCACAGACGCGCACGGAGCGGGAGGGCAAGAUUCACUUCCUUGGACGUUUCCUUCCCCCUUUCCCUCCCCUUUUCUCUCCCCUUUUCCCUCCCCUUUUCCCUCCCCUUUUCCCUCCCCUUUUCCCUCCUCUUUUCCCUCCCCUAUUCCUUCCCCUUUUCCUUCCCCCUUUCCUUCCCCUUUACUUUCCCUUUUCCCUCCCCUUUUCUUCCCCUUUUCCCUCCCCAUUUCCCCCUUUCUUUUCGUGCUGCGCCUACCCGAAGCUCAUGGUGCGUCUGGAGUCCCUUCCCCUCUCCCCCCUCUUUCCCCCUCCGCCCCCCACUUUCCCCCUUUUUUUCCUCCGUGCUGCGCUUACCCGAAGCUCAUGGUGCGACUGGAGUCAACGGGGGAGACGGCGGGGCCGGUGGGGCCGCACGGGGACAGCGGGAACGCCGGCAGCUUAGCGCAUCCGGCGGAGGAACAGUCGGCGAGAUUAAGGACCACGCCGCCCGACAGCAUUAGGUAG